CACUGGUCACGGACCACCGGAAGCAGCAGAAACCGGAAGCUGCUAGCAGAGCUAGCUUGUUGUUGUUGUGGUGUGUGAGGAGAAGAUUUGAGGCUCUGCAGUAAAAAUGUCUUCACUUCAGUCUCUGGGAGAGUUGAUCAGCUAAAGCGACUAACUGCUGCUGCUGCAGAAAUCUUCUCACCAGGCUGUGGAAACUUUCUUCUCCUCCUCAACAACUUGGUGGAGUUCUUUCCAGAAGCAGAGAAGCUAUUCUGCGGUCUUCGUGACAAUCGGAGCUCCAGAAGCAGGUGAUGGAUUGAAGAGGUUCCCUCUAUCAGACUCGCUCAUCUGAGUUGGUCAUGAUGCAGGAUCGCUGCUCGCUCUCUCAUCCAUCCUGCUCACACUCUCCGACGGAAAAGGCCCGAAUCUGAAUGUGACUCUGGAGGAAAAAGCGGUUAGCUCUACUCCGUGAACUCUGCUGUUAGCUAAACACGGCUAAAGAAAACCUGCUACCACUUCAGGAUCAUCCAUCAGCUGGGACUGCUUCAUCAGCAUGGACACAGAUGUUCCACAGCUGGUGCUGGUUAAAGAAGAAGCUCCUGGUGAGGACCAGCAGGACCCAGAACACCUCCACAUGAAGGAGGAACAGGAGGAGCUCUGGACCGGUCUGGAGGGAGAGCAGGUCCAUCUGAAGGAGGAGCCUGAAGCUGUCGGGUUUCCUGUUACUGCUGCUUCUAUAAAGAGUGAGGAUGAUGAAGAGAAACCUCUGGUCUCACAGCUUCAUCAGCAGCAGAUAGAAGACAGAGAUGUUCCAGCCUGCAGCUCAGCUGGUGGAGGAGCAGGAACUAGCAGGAACCCAGGUCUGAACCAUCAUGAACAAACAUCUGAUUCUUCAGAGACUGAAGUUAGUGGAGAUGAUGAUGAUGAAGAUGAAGAUGAUGACUGGAAUGAGAGCAGGUCUUCUGAGUCUGAUGUUUCAAGGAAGAGAGAAGAGACGGAUGAGAAACCUCUGCUCCUACAUUUCCACAACCAUCCAAUGAAAGACGGAGGUGUCCCAACCAGCACCUUGGCUGGGCAAAUGACAGCAAAAGUUGGUGGAGGAGCAGAAACUAGCAAGAACCUAGAUCUGGACCCUAAUGAAAAGACAUCCGAUUCUUCAGACAUUGAAGUUAGUGGAGAAGAUGAAGAUGAUGUGAAUGUAGACUUUGUGCGUUCAGACUCUGGGCCUGAAACUGGAAACGGAGACCAUGGCUGUAAUGAGAACAAGUCUUCGGAGUCAGAUAUUAAGACAGUCAACAAAUCUUUUAGCUGCCCUGUGUGUGGUAUACGGUUCCUCCACAAGUGGUCUCUUCAGGAACAUGUGAGAGUGACAAGUCAUUCAGCAGUAAAGUCUUCAGAGUGUUUGGUUAAUACAAAAUGUGUGAAAGAGAAGCAACAUGGAGACUCAUGCAGAAAAGUCCAGAAACAACCAAAAUCAUUUAGUUGUGAUGACUGUGGGAAAAGAUUUAGCCAAACGUCCUGUUUAACCCAUCAUAUGAAAGGCCACACCGGAGAAAAGCCUAUUGCAUGUGAGCUCUGUGGGAAAAGAUUUAGCCAUAAAAAUACUUUAAACACACACAUGAGAGUCCACACAGGAGAGAAGCCUUUUGCCUGUGAGCUCUGUGGACAAAGAUUUAGCCAUAAAAAUAAUUUAAACACACACACGAGAGUCCACACAGGAGAGAAGCCUUUUGCCUGUGAGCUCUGUGGAUACAGAUGUACACAAAAGGCAAGUUUAAACACACACAUGAAAGUCCACACAGGAGAGAAGCCAUUUGCCUGUGAGCUCUGUGGACAAAGAUUUAGCCAUAAAAAUAAUUUAAACACACACAUGAAAGUCCACACAGGAGAGAAGCCUUUUUCCUGUGAGCUCUGUGGACAAAGAUUUAGCCAUAAAAAUAAUUUAAACACACACAUGAAAGUCCACACAGGAGAGAAGCCUUUUACCUGUGAGCUCUGUGGACAAAGAUUUAGCCAUAAAAAUACUUUAAAUACACAUAUGAGAGUCCACACAGGAGAGAAGCCUUUUGCCUGUGAGCUCUGUGGAUACAGUUGUACCCAAAAGGCAAGUUUAAACGAUCACAUGAAAGUCCACACAGGAGAGAAGCCUUUUGCAUGUGAGUUCUGUAGAUACAGCUGUACCAAAAAGUCACAUUUAAACACACACAUGAGAGUCCACACAGGAGAGAAGCCUUUUGCCUGUGAGCUCUGUGGACAAAGAUUUAGCCAUAAAAAUAGUUUAAACAGACACAUGAGAGUCCACACAGGAGAGAAGUCUUUGCCUGUGAGCUGUGUGGACAAAGAUUUUUGCUGAAAGACAAAUUUAAAGAGACAUUCGAGCAUCCACACAAAACUCGAGGGAUUUAUUUAACAACAAUACUUCCAAACGUACUAUUUAGUAUUUUUACAACUUUAAUGUCAGUCUUGUACCUCUGCUCAACUAUCGUUGAUCAAAUCCUUACUCGGCUCUUGAGCCGCCUCUUCUUUUGAUUUUCAUUUUCAAAUCUCCUUUGUUUUUUAAACUCAGACCGUAACCAAACAUUUGAGAUGAUCAUUCAUGAAUUCUGAAUACAAAAAAAUAUUACCUAAAGAUUAAGAAAAAACUUUUAUACCCUCCUGUAUUUAAGAAACAGACAACAGGCACAUGAUAGUUGUAGUACAUAACCCACUGCAAUUUAGAGCUGUUAGAAACCGUUGACGUCUGCUUUAAACAAUUUAUCUGUAUAUAAAAUAAUAGCAUACAAUGUUGUAAUAACUGCAGCUUAAAAAGAAUGUGUCUUUAUUCAUUUGGAGACCCUAAGAAGAAAUCCAUCUUAAAGGCUGUGGAGAGACAGCUGGGACUGUUGUCAAGAAGUCAUAAAUUACAAGCGGCUCUGUGGAGACUCCAUUCUCCUACAAUAGCAUUUUGCUAUUCUAAGCAGGCUUAGGAAUGUGCCUGUACCAGAGUUUUUAGGGAUGCUGUUGUAGAGUUAUAAGCAGUGGACAGAUGCCGGAAAGACGGAACCACUUUUGUGCUGCAUGGUUCUCCACCGGUGUACCGAUGCUUGUAUUAACAUGUACUAGAUUGUAAUAAACCGGUUAUCUUUUUAACUCAAA
This is a messenger RNA of Nothobranchius furzeri (turquoise killifish), 3114 nucleotides long. The record is from RefSeq and is a predicted model, not a curated record. Lineage: Eukaryota; Metazoa; Chordata; Actinopteri; Cyprinodontiformes; Nothobranchiidae.